UCCUCUGUGCCAAGUUCCCUGUGGACCCUGGGCUGAGCAGUAUAAAGGGCAGCCGAGUGAGGCACCAGCACAGCCUCCCCAGCCUGCCAGUGACCUGUUGGACACCCGUGAGCACAGACCCUGGAGAUGAAGGCCCUGCUCCUGACCUUUGGCCUUGGCCUCAUUGCUGCCCUGCAGGCCCAGACCUUCCCCACCUUGGAGGAGGAUCAGGAUGUGUCAGGAACAUGGUACUUGAAAGCUACAGCACCAGACAAGGAGAUCCCCAAGAAGUUGGGAUCUGUGUCUGUGAGUCCCAUGACCAUCAAGACCCUGGAGGGGGGCAGCCUGCAAGUCAAGUUCACAACCCUGGUCUUUGAUCAGUGCCAGAACAUGAGCAUUAUCCUAGAGAAGACUGACCAGCCUGGCAAAUACACUGCCUCCUCCACCCUGUUCGCCUGCCCAGUGUCCGGUUGUGACCUGGAGCAGAGACCGACCACCUUCCUCAGAAGCCACGUCCUCCCAGAGGCUCAACUGCACACUGGAUCUGCCGGGCAUCGUUCCCUCAGCAGAAGAUGCCUGCGAGUUGACCAGACACUCCUAGUGUACAAAGGAAACACAGCAGAGGGCGCCCUGGCCAAACUGUACCCCAAAGCCAAGUCUUACCGCAUGCCACACCUGUACCUCUCCAUGCGUCUGCUUUCGAUAAAGGUGGCCAAUGUCUGA
Molecule: messenger RNA, 702 nt
Organism: Nannospalax galili (Upper Galilee mountains blind mole rat)
Lineage: Eukaryota; Metazoa; Chordata; Mammalia; Rodentia; Spalacidae
Product: von Ebner gland protein 2-like
Exons: 5
Coding region: 127-702 (191 amino acids)
Molecular function (GO): small molecule binding
Source: RefSeq, a predicted model, not a curated record